Pisolithus orientalis is the source of this 1501-nucleotide messenger RNA. Its product is annotated as RTA1 like protein-domain-containing protein. The coding region runs from base 413 to 1342 and encodes 309 amino acids. Lineage: Eukaryota; Fungi; Basidiomycota; Agaricomycetes; Boletales; Pisolithaceae. Gene Ontology annotation, cellular component: plasma membrane; fungal-type vacuole. The record is from RefSeq and is a predicted model, not a curated record. The transcript is spliced from 11 exons.
GCUGAUUGACAAUUGCACUGCAUUUUGGUGGAUACUUAUGCGCCUCAUAUGCACAUGCAUUGUUGUCAACGUUGAUGCUGGCGCCUGAUGUCGCCCGAUAGUCUGACCAUGAACUGACCCCAGCUGGGGCAGCCAUAACUCCAAAGACAGGUGUGAAGGGCAACUGCCAUGACAGCCUUCACUGAAUUUUGAUGCACAACCUGGUCGGCUGUACACUUUCUCCCUCAAAUCAUACCAGCGAUUAUACGAUGUCAAGUCCACUGCACAGCUUUAUUCGAGUCCAUCACCAUUUCUUUCUCCUUUCACUCUCGUUCGCGCCACUCCUUGUCCACUGCGCUCUGGUAGCGCAGCUUACGAACUUUUGCAAUUUACGGCUGGCGACUAGACUCCCUGGCAGAAAUAGACUCCAAUCAUGAACACGGCUUGGACUUCUUUGAUGACUCGCGUGUCCAGUCCUGACCUAGCAGGUAAUACUGGAAUUGGUCCCUAUAACUACGUUCCAUCCCGAGAUGUUGGUAUUGCGUUCGUCAUCUUGUUUGCAAUAUCUACACUUGCGCACAUCGUCCAAGCUGUGCGGUUCCGCAUGUGGUGGCUCUUCCCGACAGCCGUAUUUUGCGGAGUGUCAGAGCUGGUUGGAUGGAGCGCAAGGUUAUACUCCAGCAGCCAUCCCCGUGCGCUCGUUCCUUUUGAAGUACAAAUAUCUGCUACUAUUACUGGUCCAACCCCCUUGAUAGCAGCCAACUUCGUGACCCUGGAGUAUAUCAUCAAGGCUCUUGGUCCCCGUUACAGUAGGCUGAGCCCCAAGAUGUACACAAUAUUAUUCUGCUCGAGUGACGCCAUCUCUUUGACUAUUCAAGGUGUCGGAGGUGCUUUGGCAGCAAUGGCCGCUGGUAACGGAAAGAACCCCACUACCGGUGGCAAUGUCAUGCUCAUCGGUAUCAUCAUGCAAAUGGUCGCCAUCACGCUUUUUGUUAUCUUUUCGAGCGAAUUCCUUCUCCGUUACGCAUAUGACCAGCCGCUCAAGCCACCCGCUGACGAUUUGGAGCGUCACCAAUCUAUUGCAUAUAAGCUUGGAAUAGACUCACGUAUAAAGAUAUCAUUGUAUGCGAUGGGAUUCAACACGACCUGCUUAUUCAUCCGGGCUGUCUACCGGACCGUGGAAUUGAUAGACGGGUGGAAUGGACGGAUUAUAUCCACACAGUUGUAUUUCAAUGUCCUGGAUGGUGGCAUGGUCGUCCUUGCUAUCUUUACGCUUAAUAUAUUCCACCCAGGGUUCCUUAUUCUUCCCAUUCAGCGCCGCUUCUACUCUCUAGAUGCGACACCUUGGUGUGGGAAGGCAUAGGAAGCCUUGGUUUGAUAUGAUUAUGCGUGAUAGUCCACUUGUCGCUAUACAUAUUAUCCGACGAGUGUGGAAGACCUCAAGUAGGGAAUGAGAUCAGAUGUGAUUCUCAAUCACCAAAUAUGGUGUCAGCAAGAUAACGAGUGAAUGAGCAGUUCAGCA